CGUAACUGCCGAUGAGGCAGACGAGGCAACUGCCUCGUCUGAUUUUUUGGCAAAAAAGAAAAUAAAAGUCAGAGAAAAAGAGGAAAUGAAGAGGGAAAAUUGAGUAGGAAUAGUUAAACUUAUAAUGACAGGUGUUUACUUCAACUUGAUGUGACACUGUCUACAUCAAUAUUGACAUCGAUCUUUUUGUCGGAUUUUUUUCGUCAGUAAACCGGCAUUAGUUCUUGAAUUAUUUAUUUCCCGCGAAAUCGUGACAGUUCACAGUCCUGAGACCGUGGCUAAAUUCAACGGUAAGUGUCAAAACUAUAAUCAUAAUUUAUUUUCGAGGGGUUCGUCAUAUCGGACUCUUUCAGUACAUAGUGAUGCAUUAAACUACGCUCUGAUAAAAUUGACCAGUUACCUGCCAAAGGUCGGUGGCAUGUAAAGUAAAAUUGGAGUGGUACCCUCCGGGUAAUCUGGCUUCCUCUACCGACUAAAUGGUAUGGCUGAAAUACUGCUGAAAGUGACUUAAAUCCCAUUCAACCAGUCAAACAAUCAAAUACACCAACGAACGAAGUUCAGAGGUAUUCAGUCACGUUGACUGCGCUGUCCGUCUUUCUGUGCUAAUUCGCAAUCCCCCAUUGAAUCAUGAAAGUUCUGCUGUUAUUAAUUAAGCUAUCGCUUUAUGAAAAAAAAUCAUUGUUUGUAUGUCUAAUGGUUAGGUCGUAUUCGGAAAAAAAAAUUGUCGAAUGUCCAGAUGAAAUUUACGGGUAAAUGCCACAUUAUAUACUCUUGAAAAUCGGUCUGAUAUUAGUAGCAAAUCCUCGGGACCCGAUAUGAUAAUAGUGAAAUGACCAAUAUUGUUUUUUAUUCUGGUAUUGAUACACAAAAAAAAGUUAAUAAUCUGUCGACGACGCCAAUUGUUUUCUGGUCUGUUUGUCGUUAUUUCAUGUGUAUUGAACAUUUGUAUAAAAAAGGAACGGAUGUUGUGUUGAUUGACAUCUAGUAAUGACUUCUGCUCAAACCGGUGCUUAUUGUUGAUGGGAUCAUUGCGACUUAAAUAUGAAGAACAACAAUAAAAACGUUGUUCCAUUGCGAUUUUACCAUGUAUUUUAUUGGGUCAGGGACUUUGUCUCAUGUACAUUUACCCCUUAUCCUUCAUGUUUUAUGCUUCUGUAGUGUUUAAUAUUUAUUUAUUUACUGCAAUAUCGGUAUUUUUUUUGGUUUUACCUAUGGUUUUAUCCUGGGAGAAUUUCAGAAAUUUCUCACUACAUGUAUAUAUAGUAUUGAUUUAUGAUUUAAUUGUUUGAAAGAGCACUUUGCGAACUGAUGAUAUUGACACUCUAACCGUUAUCACGAAUUGCACAUAUUUUGAUGCAGGUUAUCUGACGCCGGUAGCCAUGUCGUUUAAACAGUCAAAACUGGGGGCGUAUUUCAGUAAACGCACACCCGAGGAAGAUCCACAGGAGCCCCAUGAUCCAUCUAGUUCAACUGAUGUUCCGUCACAAGAACCAACUUCCGAUAUAGAUAUGCAGGAGCCCUCGAGAUCUAGCUCAGAGAAUGUUCCAUCAACCACGAAAAGUCCGUCACCAUCAGAUAAUCCACAAAUGAAUUUCACUCAUCAUGAGGAUCCAAUAAAAUUCAUCGAUAGAAAUCUCACAGAAUACGAACGGCAACAAUUAUUGGAACAUAAAUGGGUACCAGACAGUAAAUUUAGAUAUCCAGUCAACGAACAAGGCAGGCGGUACAACAAUAGCUGGGAAGAAAAAAGACCAUGGUUACGGUAUUCACUUUCAAACGAAAGUGCAUUUUGUGCCUACUGUAUUGCAUUUCCAGUAACAGUAUCAGAAACAAAUCCUGAAUUUGUAAAGAUUGGAUUCAGGGAUUGGAAAAACGCCAUGGGAGAUAAACGAGGCGCAUUAGACAAACAUUCAAAAUCAGAAAGACAUAAAUUAUCCCAAGAAAAAUGUGAGAUGUUUUUGAUGACAAUUAAAGGUGAGAAGGAACAAGUUACAGAAAGUAUUAGUAAAGCACACCAGGAAAAGAUCAAGAGAAACAGAGCAUGCUUGAUAUCCAUAAUAGACGUUAUAAUAAGACUUGGACAUAGAAACAUUGCUUUUCGGGGCAACUGGAUAAAGGAGGACGGUAAAGAAGACGGCAAUUUUCAAUAUUUUAUUGACUGGAAAGCCAAGUUCGAUGAUGUUCUGAGUUUGCAUUUAUCGACAGCACAAUACAAAUAUUUGUCGCCAAAAGUUCAAAAUGAAUUUAUUAAUUUAUGUGAACUGGAAAUUCGUGAAGCAAUAAGAGAUCGUUGUACAGAGUCCGAAUUUUUCAGUGUUAUGGCUGACGAGACAACAGAUGUUUCAGAGAAAGCACAGCUGUCUAUUUGCGUAAGAUAUGUUAAUAUGGAGGAGGACGGUUACAAAGUCAACGAAGAUUUCCUUGGAUUUUUAGAAGUUGACCAAACUGACGCACAGACUAUUAGUGACGUAAUUUUGCAUAAUCUUGGACAGAAUUGGAGUUUCGACCUGACAAAGCUGAGAGGACAAGGCUAUGACGGUUGUGCUACAAUGUCCGGUGCAAUAUCAGGAGUCCAGAAAAGAAUUCAGGAAGCACACCCGGAAGCAAAGUAUUUUGUUCACUGUAAUUCACAUCGUCUUAAUCUGGUAAUAGUCAAUACAUGUAAUAAAGUGGUGGAAGCAAGAAAUGCGCUUACAAUACUUGGUAAAAUAACAUGGUUUAUUUGUGGUGUCAGUAAAAGGAAGGCCAUCUUGAUGAAAGAGGUACAAGAAGCAAACAAAGACCUAGACUUCGACCUACUGUAUGAAAAUGAAGACGCCCUUUUUGAAGCUGCAAUGAGACAAACCAUGAUGCCUAAACUGUCUGAAACGAGGUGGACGUCAAGGGUCGACACUCUUUCUUGGCUUUUGGCUCAUUAUAAGUCCCUUCUGAAUGUUCUUGAAACUGUACAGUCAAAAUCUAAAGGUCAGGCAGCAGCCGAUGCUUCAUCAUAUCAUGCUGUAUUACUGAAAUUUGAUUUUAUCGUUGUUGUAGUUAUGCUACAGUACACGCUUGGCUACAUUAGACCAUUGUCAAUACUUCUCCAGUCUGAGAGUUGUGACCUGGUGAAGGCUCAUCAAGAGGCGCGUGAUCUUUUGUUGAUUUUUCAAGGAAUAAGGUCUGAUUCAGAUAGAAAGUUUCAUGAUCUGUAUGAGAGAAGCGAAUCGAUCGGUGAUGAAAAUAAUGUUGUGCCAACAAAGCCACGAAUCGCACAACGGCAAAGACACAGAGCAAAUGCACCAGUUGAGAGUAUAGAAGAUCAUUAUCGUGUUAACUACUUUCUUCCUUUUAUUGACCACAUCAUUUCACAUUUGAAUUCCCGAUUUCCAGAAGAACUGAAAGCCAUUUUCUAUGGCAAUUACCUAGUUCCAGCCCUUUUGAAUAAGAUCAAUCCGGAAAUAGUAAAUGCAAUGAAAACAGAGUACAUGAAUGACUUACCACAUCCAAAUGAUCUACAACAAGAAAUUGACAGAUGGGCAGCAACAUGUGUCCGCGCAAACUUGCAGUCUGUAAAGACACUUACAGACUCGAUUAAGUAUGCCGAUGUGGAAUUGUAUCCAAAUAUUCAUGUAAUAUUAAAACUACUUCUGACAUUACCGGUCGGUUCUUGUGCGUGCGAGAGAUCGUUCUCAGCUUUGCGGCGUUUAAAAACAUGGUGCAGGGCAACGAUGACUGAGAAUCGACUGUGUGGUUUAGCCAUGUUGCAUGUUCACCGUAAUGACAAUGCAGGGAAAGUGAGUCCAGAAGCUGUGUUAAAAAGAUGGGAUCUCAGUGGAACUAGAAAGAUCGAACUUGCAUUCACAGACACUGACUAAUUAAUAAAAAUUAUCAAACAAAUCAA
Molecule: messenger RNA, 3880 nt
Organism: Ostrea edulis (European flat oyster)
Lineage: Eukaryota; Metazoa; Mollusca; Bivalvia; Ostreida; Ostreidae
Product: zinc finger MYM-type protein 1-like
Exons: 1
Coding region: 1380-3854 (824 amino acids)
Molecular function (GO): protein dimerization activity
Source: RefSeq, a predicted model, not a curated record